GUAGCUCCUUGUACUUGUUCAGCCUCAUGACCCUCACGUCUGCUCUUAGAAAAAUGAAGUAAAACGCCUUUCUUCUCCCCUCUUGUUCUCGAACGCUCGCCGGAACAUGAGCAGCGGGGGCGACAUGAGCCAGUUCGCAUACGGCAUGGCGUUCGGAAUCGGUAUCCUCGCCAUCGUCCUCCUCGUCACCGUCUCCUGCUGCUGCUGCCUCCGUGACCACAGCCGGGAGUUCAUUCCGGCUCCGAUGGCGCUCCAGCAUCUCGACGCCUUGUCGGGGACUGCGGCAGACAGGGGGAUCGAUGAGGCCACGCUCCAGAGCUACCCGACGGUCCUAUUCUCGAGCGUGAAGCACCUCGAGAAGAACAACUUAGCAGACUCGAGCGACGUCAUCGGCGGUGGUUCUUGCUCGAUAUGCUUGGGAGAAUACAAGGAAGGCGACUUGCUGCGGCUGCUGCCGGUGUGCGGGCACUUGUUCCAUAUGAAGUGCGUCGACCCGUGGCUGAGACUGCACGCCACAUGCCCCGUCUGCAGAAGGUCGUCGGUGGGGCAGCUGGGCCAACCUGGACUUGAAUCACAGACCGUGGCCGUGCUGGUCGACGGUGAUCUUCACAGCGGAGACAGGUAAGAUAGGUAGUUCUAAGAAAAUGGUAUUCAAGAUGCACGUCCAAUUGAAGAAGAAGUUUAGGAAUCCCCCACUCAACGCAAACAAAAGGAGACUUUGUUCAUCUAUUUCUUAGGGUAUCAUACAUUUUGGCAGCAUGGUCGAGCGGUACGACAGGGGACUGCAAAUCCCUUUUCCCCAAUUCAAAUCCGGGUUUUGAAAGGUGGUCCUCCGGAAAAGGAUUAGGUGGAAGAACGCGUCUGUAACAUUUACCGAAAGAAAGCACUGAUGGUCGUCUUGAAUCCUCCACUUUUCAAACUACCCUCUAUUUCUUUGGCUUCAACAGAGCCAAACCUCUUCGGAUUUUCUCCUCUGUGUAUCCACUUUCAAAUUUUUAUGUGACGAAAGAGGCUGCAAUUGGAAUUUCUUUCAAGAGGGUCCGGAAGACAACUUCUGAGAGAAAGAAAGGGAGUGCUAAUUCCAAGGAUCAGAUGAAGGAGAUGAUGCUGAUGCUGAUGCUGAUGCUGAUGAUGAUGGUGGUGGUGGAGAAGAAGUUGACCAAAUUUGAUUGGCCGUGUGAUGUAAGGGGAGUCGCUGUCGAAACCCAUUUCGAUUCGUACUUUAUAAAAUCUGGCAGCGCUCCUCAUUUUGUCAAAUUUGAUUUUACACAUGUAAAUCAUACUAUUCAAACCUCGACCAUCUUUCUCACGUAGAGAAGAAGAGGUGGAAGAUUUGAAUCGCUACUUUUUCAUGAGAUUUGGAAUAGAAUCGAUUUAGUUUUGAA
Eucalyptus grandis is the source of this 1385-nucleotide messenger RNA. Its product is annotated as RING-H2 finger protein ATL67-like. The coding region runs from base 107 to 625 and encodes 172 amino acids. NCBI's taxonomy places the organism in Eukaryota, Viridiplantae, Streptophyta, Magnoliopsida, Myrtales, Myrtaceae. The record is from RefSeq and is a predicted model, not a curated record. The transcript has a single exon.